AUGGACCGCAACGAACAGCAGAUUCAAGAAAUUCCACUGAGGAACUUAAAUUCCCCUGAAGAUGACGAACGAAGGAGACGUAUAAGAAAUAUUUUUCUAAAGUAUGAUACUGAUCAAAAUGGAUACUUAUCUGUACCUGAACUGAAACGGUUGAUCAAAGAGAAGCGAUGUACGGAUAUACCAAAGCAUGCAGUGGAACAACUAGUGAAAUUGUCUGAUCACGAUAAUGACGGUCGACUUAAUUUUGAAGAGUUUUCUAAGCUAUGCACCGAAAACUCGCAUUUAUUACGCAAUUUAUGCGUAAAGUAUUGCUCUAUAGUAGUUCCACCGAGAAAUGUGGAGCAAUCGGAUGUCACAGAUGGCGAGUAUGAAGAAAACAUGAAAUUUUGGCCUCCACCAUUAGUGAUGGUUAUUUUUUCAAUAAUGGAAAUUAUUUUCUUUGUCGUCGAUAUCGUUAAAACGCAAGAAACCGAUGGUACCAGCACUAGCGGACCGAUGGCUACACUGUUUAUUUAUAAUCCCCAUCUCAGGCACGAGGUGUGGCGUUUUCAAACGUACAUGUUUGUACAUAUUGGAAAAAUGCAUCUGUUAACGAAUCUGGGGAUUCAAAUUUUUCUCGGAUGUGCACUGGAAGUUGUGCACUGCUGGUGGCGUGUAAUGUUAGUUUAUUUGGCUGGUGUUCUUGCUGGUUCAAUGGGCACAUCCUUGUUCACGCCGCGAGUGUUUCUCGCUGGUGCUUCUGGAGGUGUAUAUGCGCUGAUUACGGCUCAUAUUGCCACUAUAGUCAUGAAUUGGAAGCAAAUGGAGUACGCUAUCGUCCAGUUAUUCGUGUUUUCGGUCUUCUGUAUCUCAGAUCUAGGCAUGUCGAUAUACAACAGUAUUACAAAUCCGUUUGAUAAGGUAGGCUACAUUGCGCAUGCUAGUGGAGCUUUGGCUGGAUUUCUCGUCGGCAUCGGGGUGCUGCGUAAUCUGAGGGUAGAGUCUUGGGAGCGUAAGCUGUGGUGGUGCGCGGUAGUGAUUUACUUUAUGUUAAUGAUAGGCGGAACAAUGUACCAUUUCAUAAAUCCUUCCCAUUUUUAUUAGUUUAAGUUGCGUCUUACAUGGCACAUGUGUGCUGAUG
Messenger RNA from Anopheles nili, 1120 nucleotides. It is a transcript of the gene rho-4, whose product is annotated as protein rhomboid. Gene Ontology annotation, molecular function: serine-type endopeptidase activity; calcium ion binding. The transcript has 6 exons. Gene Ontology annotation, cellular component: membrane. The coding region runs from base 1 to 1083 and encodes 360 amino acids. NCBI's taxonomy places the organism in Eukaryota, Metazoa, Arthropoda, Insecta, Diptera, Culicidae. The record is from RefSeq and is a predicted model, not a curated record.